This is a messenger RNA of Balaenoptera ricei (Rice's whale), 1722 nucleotides long. It is a transcript of the gene NPY5R, whose product is annotated as neuropeptide Y receptor Y5. Gene Ontology annotation, molecular function: neuropeptide Y receptor activity; neuropeptide binding. The transcript has 2 exons. The record is from RefSeq and is a predicted model, not a curated record. Lineage: Eukaryota; Metazoa; Chordata; Mammalia; Artiodactyla; Balaenopteridae. The coding region runs from base 187 to 1527 and encodes 446 amino acids. Gene Ontology annotation, cellular component: neuron projection; plasma membrane. Gene Ontology annotation, biological process: G protein-coupled receptor signaling pathway.
GGCUGGGAAGCGUGGGCUGGCUCCAGCCUCCCGGGCCCCGCGCCCACGCCUGGUCCCCGCGGCGCCCGCCGGAACCGCGUGCCUACUGCGCCCGAGCGCCUCCGCCACCCCGCGUCCCCGCGUCCCCGCAGGUCGGGCCGACCCCCGCCCAGACGCCUCCCCGCCGCCCUCCGGAAGGAGAAUAAUAUGGAUUCAGAGCUCAAGGAUUAUUAUAACAAGACACUCGCUGCAGAGAACAAUACUGCUGCCACUCGGAAUUCUGAUUUCCCAGUCUGGGAUGACUAUAAAAGCAGUGUCGAUGACUUGCAGUAUUUUCUGAUUGGACUCUAUACAUUUGUAAGUCUUCUUGGUUUUAUGGGGAAUCUACUUAUUUUAAUGGCUCUCAUGAGGAAGCGAAAUCAGAAGACAACGGUCAACUUCCUCAUUGGGAAUCUGGCCUUCUCCGAUAUCUUGGUUGUGCUGUUUUGCUCACCUUUCACACUGACCUCUGUCUUGCUGGAUCAGUGGAAGUUUGGCAGAGUCAUGUGUCACAUUAUGCCUUUCCUUCAAUGUGUGACAGUUCUAGUUUCCACUUUAAUUUUAAUAUCAAUCGCCAUCGUCAGGUAUCAUAUGAUAAAACAUCCUGUGUCUAAUCAUUUAACAGCAAACCAUGGCUAUUUCCUGAUCGCCACUGUCUGGACACUAGGCUUUGCAAUGUGUUCUCCCCUCCCAGUGUUUCACAGCCUUGUGGAACUUCAGGAGACGUUUGGUUCAGCGUUGCUCAGCAGCAGGUAUUUAUGUGUCGAGUCAUGGCCAUCCGAUGCAUACCGAAUUGCUUUCACUAUCUCUUUAUUGCUCGUUCAGUAUAUUCUGCCCUUAGUUUGUCUAACUGUAAGUCAUACCAGUGUCUGCAGGAGCAUAAGCUGUGGAUUGUCCAACCAAGAAAACCAACUAGAAGAAAAUGAGAUGAUCAACUUAACUCUCCAUCCUUCCAAAAAGAGUGGGCCUCAGGUGAGGAUCUCCAGCAGCCGGAAAUGGAGCUAUUCAUUCAUCAGAAAGCACAGAAGGAGGUACAGCAAGAAGACGGCAUGCGUGCUGCCUGCACCAGUGAGACCUCCUCCAGAGAACCGCUCAAGAAGGCUUCCAGAACACUUGGGCUCUGGGAAAAGUCAGCCCCCUUCAUCCCGUAAGUUUAUACCAGGGGUCCCCACUUGCUUUGAGGUGAAACCGGAAGAAAACUCAGAUGUUCAUGAGAUGAGAGUAAACUGUUCUAUCAUGAGAUUAAAAAAAAGAUCUCGAAGUGUGUUCUACAGACUGACCAUCCUGAUACUCGUGUUUGCAGUUAGCUGGAUGCCUCUGCACCUUUUCCACGUGGUGACCGACUUUAACGACAGCCUGAUUUCAAACAGGCACUUCAAGUUGGUGUAUUGCAUCUGUCACUUGCUAGGCAUGACGUCCUGUUGUCUUAAUCCAAUCCUUUAUGGAUUUCUUAAUAAUGGGAUCAAAGCCGACUUAAGGUCCCUUAUACGCUGUCUUCAUAUGUCAUAAUUCUCAGUGUUUCCCAAGGAAAGUACAAGUGUGGGAAUCAUCUAAAAUAUAUUCACAGUAACUAUGUAUGUAUAAUCAACGAAUUUUGUUAACUUACAGAAUUUAAUUUAUGUGUAAGAGCUCUGGAUUUGGAUAUCAGUUCCUAAUAUAUGGAAGAUAAUUUUAACAUGUUAUAAUACGAUAAAUUCAUUUAGU